This is a messenger RNA of Amoebophrya sp. A25, 11745 nucleotides long. The record is from the annotation of a GenBank genome assembly. NCBI's taxonomy places the organism in Eukaryota, Dinophyceae, Syndiniales, Amoebophryaceae.
CGCACGACUUCGACGUCGUGUCCUCCGCUUCCUCAGACCAGGAACAACAAGCGAAUACGCUGAAAGCCAUGUCGUCUCCGAUUUCCUCGGAUGAUUCCGACGCUAGCGGCAACAGCGACAACGACGACGUCUUACUGUACAAAAGGCGUGCACGAUACAACCUCCACGCAGGAGGUGUGGUUUCCUCAUCUUCCGCGUUUGCGGGAGAUGGCAGCCGUGGCCUGUCGACAAAGGGUAGCAAGGACUUCCGUCAGCGCACUUCUAUCGUAGGGGGAAGUCCGUCCUCUCCUUCAGGUGACGACUCGUCUUCGCCGUCUUCCAGUGAUUCCUCUCUUUCCACCUCCUCGUCGAGCUCUUCCUCAUCCGGUUCGCCAUCCAAUCCGAGCUCCUCUGGCUCGUACGCUUCCGCAGGUUUCAGCGACGUCUCUCUCUUCUCAUCUCCGCCUGCUCUAGUUAAGGCAGAAGAUAAUCCAUCCCCUGCAGACUCUACUCCUGCAGUUUUUAUUUAUCAAGUAGAAGUAACUAAUCACUUUCACUUAGGAUGAACUAGAUUUUUACUACUUUAUUUCUACUUUCCAAGGGAGAACGAGUAUUAUAUCAAUGAGAAAUUAUGAAUUCAAAUUAGCACCGAAGCGAAAUCAAGUGCUAAUUCUGGAGGUGGAGAUCAUCAGAAUCGGGACCAGGACAACAACGAGUUGUCUAGCGCCAGCAGCUCAGAGGAAGAGCAAGGAGAGCCAAGUGAUGUGGAAUAUGUUGGCGAAGAUAGCCCAGGUUCUGAGGACGACUCGCCCCUGCGCGUACCUGUAGAAACCAGGCUGGAUCGCGAUGGGUAAGAAUUAUCGUUUUUCCGAACGUUGGUUAAAGUUUACCUUGUUACCAAGUAGUGCAUCCUUACUGUUAUUAUUUUUCUGAACGCUUCGCAACCGCAAGUAGUGUUAAGUGUAUGCUGAUAUUUCAACCGCUCCAUUGUGCACUAAGACUAAAGAUACACGACCACUACGGUUGAUCUGCACCCGGAACAAGUAGAAAUUCUAGUAGACGAGCACUACAUAUACGUUGUUGGACUUCAAAAAUGAUCCCUCGCACAUAGAUUGGAGUUGUCGCGCCGCGAGUUCGUUCGACUGCAUGGUAAGCACGCCGACUGGCAGCGCGAAGCCAUUCCGUUGUACGCCACUCGUGUUUCUCCGGAUGGCAAUUUGUUGCACUAUCACGAAUAUCUUGAGCUGUACGGCCUAGAGGCAUGGUCCAAAUGGUGGAAGUCGCCGCUUGAUCACGAGCGACGCACAGCCUUGGACGGCAACAACUAUGGAAAGCGCGCUUUUCAUGAAUGGUACUUGAAAAGCAGUUUUCAUCAUAGAAUUUGUAGCAAGCUAGAUUUAUUUUCUUAUAUAUAAGGGACAUGAAGUUUUAAGAGGUUUCCUCCUGGAGAUGUGCAAGUAGUUGUAAGAGAAAACCUCCUGCUGGCUCUUUUCUUCAUGUCUCCCAUUCAUUGAAAAUUUCUUUGAGCAUGAUGAGGUCAAAGCUUUUUUCAAGACUGAUGGUAUGCUUUUUCUUUGCGAACUUUAUCAUUACUGUAGAGCAUCGCUCAUGCUCGCCUUACGACGCCCAGCUACCAAAUAGAGAGCGAUCACUUCAAGGUACGGAGACCGUGCGGGUAAACUGUGGAGCCUUGCUCCGCGACCCUACGAAAAACGUGUCGACUCGUUUGCGCGCGUUCGCACGAAGAGCCAAUUCAUUCGUCGCUUUGGGGCAGUACUAAUAUUUAUAUAAAUACUACCACUGAUUUCUUUAUCUUCUCAAUCUCAUAAAAGGAAAGUUUUUGACUUGAUGACGAUGAUGUCAAACAACAAAGCUUUAUUCGAUCUGGAUCUAUGGCAGUGAAAUUCCUUGUCUGAAGAUUGUAAGUACAUUUACAACUAGAACAUAUUUUCAACCCUACAGGAACUUGGCAAUUUCGAAUGGGAUCGGGCGCCGCAGGCGAACUAUCGCCGUGUGGCACCAGAUGGCCGUCGUCUGACGUUGCAGCUUUUCGUUCACAACUUUGGCCGCUUGAACGGGAACCGAUUCUGGCACGCGGCACCGCGACCAUGGCACCGUCGGUAAGAUAAACUUACAUUUUUGCAGAGUUCUAAAUCACGUUACAACUACCGGGGAACAACUUAUAAUCAUUAUUUUUGCAGCUGCAGCAAAGUUCUACUUCUAGUUCUAAAUUUGAUAGAAGCUAAGUAGUCCUUGCAAUAUUUCGGACUCCUGAGAAGUUUCCAUUUCCAAUGUUCUACUCAGACGAAACGACCUCUCAUUUUAUAUAAGCACUUUCACUUUCACACUCAUGCAUCUACAUGAAAAGGGCUAGUCGAAGCCGCUCUUCUUCUCACGAUGGCACUUCCAUGGGGUACGUGGGAAGCGCAGACCAGAAUAUGAUGGACCAGUACAAUAACGCACCGCCGCAAGUCCUGUCGACCGUUCCGCUGAACGCCACGCCUCCGGCAGCGACGAUGCUAGUUCCCGUCGUCGUGAACAUUACGCUCUUGGAUGCGAGUGCUUUUGGAUCUUUUCAUCUCGGCAGUGGUUCUUUUCUCCCGAAUUUUAAGAGCGGUUGUCGAGGACGGUAGUUCAUUGCGGAUAAUCUUUGUUGAUGAGGUUGAUAGCAUUACCAUUAGAAUCGUGCUUUCGUUCUAUGUAUCUUCUAUUUGACUAUUGUAGUUGGUCCGUCCUACUUGUUCGACUUGUUCGACAUUCGGCUGUUUUUCACGGGGACGAGUCAAAUAUGAACUACGAUAUAAUUUUUGAGUACUUUCUCCUCGUAAACGUAAAGAAUAAAGAAACUGCAACUGCAAGUUCUGGGUCAGAAAAGAAAUAGAUAUCACAUGACAUUGUUUGACAAGACGAAACGAAAAGCUUUAAGAUUUGGGGCAUACCUUUUGCUGCUGUGAAUGCGUCGACCAGUUCGUAUUUGUGGGAUAACAAUAGCGCCGUCAACAGCGUUCAGAACUCGGCAGAAGUGCAAGGAUCACUACAACAUGUUGAAGAGAGUACUACUGCUGGUGAAGAUCAUUUUCCUCGAUCUUCACCUUCGUCGCAGCCACAGGUCCUCGAGCAGGAUGAAGCUGGACCGCAUCAACAGGUAUCACAUGAACACGCUUCAACAGCAGCGCCAGUGAGAAGGAGUGUUGACACGACGACGCAGACAGAUCACGGUCAGGGAUUUUUUACCAGGUUUGCCGUCACGGAGGACGAUCUCGUGGACGAAGUGGAGGGCUUCCUGUACGAUGUGGACAGUGUGCGAUUAAGGCUUCCUGUAGUCCAUCUCUGCUAUAAUAAUAAUAGCGAUGAUCCCUCAAGAACAGUAUGCACCCCACCCCAAUAGAUACAAGGGAAAUAUAGUUGGCGCACAUUGUUCUUGAGGGAUUUUUUUCCACGGGGAAGAUGAAUUGGGGAGAGGUCUAAGGCGAGCAGGCGAUGACAGUGCUGUAGAUUACUACGCACCGGGUGCUAUCAUGACUGUCGGUUUCGAUAACUUCGAAGAUUCUUCCUUGCACUUUUACCGAAGACACGAUGCUCACGAAGAUCAUGAGGACGAAGACGCACACGAAGAAGGAAACAACGAGAACGUCGAAAACGAAGAAGGAAACAAGAACGAGAACACGAACAUGAACAUGAUUACUGAAGACACAAGCACAACGAGAAAUGUGGAGGAACAAGUUGAUCAGGAAGAUGAAGUUGUGGAACACCGAGAAAAUACUGCUUUGCAAAAAGAAGACCGGCGUGUGGACUACCUUGAGGGCUAUGUUCCGCUCUUGGCUACGAGUACCUCUUCGCUAGCUAGUUUGGUUCCCGAGUCGUCCGCAGACGACGCGAGGUUUGACGAAAGUGGUGAUCUGGAGGGCGACAAGAAACAGGUUCGUGAUGGUGAGACUAACUUCGAAGCGAACAGUAACGGGCCUUCGAUCGAAGGGCGCAAACCCCGACGAGGGGAUGUUUCGGCGUCGUCGUCGGGUAGCAGCACGCCGCGUAUCAACGAGCGCCUGCAAGAAGAAGCUCUGGCAGCAGCUGCGGGAAUCGCGACGCAUAAUGACGUUGAGGAGCAGACGCAUGAUGGAGAACAAGAUCAUGAUGUGGAAGCAGCAACUUCUUCCUCGAAAAAGGCUUCGCCUGCUUCGUCGUCGGACGACAGGCAAUAUCUGCGUUCCUCGGAGGCGUGGGAGGCCGAUCGUCAGGAGCUCGCGGACCGUUUCCGACGUCUGUUGAUGAUCGACUCAGAUUUCGCUUUUGCCGCUAUUGGAUCUGCCUCUAGUAUCUCAAGUAGCAGCAGCAACCUAGCCUCGUCUUCUAUCACUGAUGAUGUUAUGUCUACUUUGACUCAUUUUCAUAAUUUCAUAGCACGUUCCGUUUUUGAUGUUCAUCUUCUCUCCACCAAGGGGAAGGGGUCUGUCGAUCUCGUUAGAAGGUGCAUGUGAUUUUUUCCCUUGAUCAAUUGAGCCGUAAAGGCUCCGGGAAAAGGUUAAAGGUAUUCCUGAAAAGAUGUGUGGACCAAGGAAGAUGGAAUCAAAUUCGUGCUAAGUUUGGAGCAGAGGCAAAUACAGGAUCUGCCACAGCCUUUUUGGAAACGGCAUCCUCAUCUUCCACGGAAGCCCGCAGCGCUAUUCUUGACCAGAUUACGACCACGACUAGUUCUGUAACAUCUUCGUCAUCUUCUUCUAGUGACAGCAUCAAUGCGAACCCAUAUCGAGCUCUCGCCAUGUCGGAUAAGGAUGAAGAUUUAGACAUGUUUGCGCCCCCCACAGCCGAUGAAUUGGAGCGCUUGCUUGCGACGACGCCGUCGGGCGACCUCAACGGCGCGUUCACGCGUGCUGUCGAGUAUGAGCGCGAACGCACGCGCGCCGCCGAAUCGGAUCGGUGGGAAGCUAUGUCCGCCACUUCACUCGCAGAAGUUGCCCAGUCUGAGAAAGAUGAAGAAUACUUCCGUGAAUACCACUUAACCUUAAAUGAUGAUGAUGAUGAUGAUGACGAUCAUGUUGUUAAGGCUACCGCUGAAGCAUCCUCCGCGCCAUUCUUGGCCUCCUUUUCAACGGGAUAAGGGGCGCAAGGAUGGUCUCAGGGAUGCGACGCGGUAGCUCUAAUGUUGAGAAUUAUGGAGAUGACAUCUUCCAGCUGGGCGAACACGACGACUACCAUGGGGAUCACCAUCACGAAGAUAGUGCUGCGGUGAGUGAUGGCACUAGCGCAAGUAUGAUUGGAACUACUGCUUCGGAACAAGAACAAAUGAAAGUGAAAACAGAAGUAGGACAGGAUCAAAAAGACGCAGCUGAUCUCCUCUCCUCGAUUUUCCGCAGUGUUUCCUCGGCCGGCGAAGAGCAGGCCGUCGACGCUGAAGGAGACGAACACUUCCAGCAUGGGCCAGGAGAGCUGGAAUUUGAUGACUCUGAACUCAGAGAAGAAGAUGCGCUCGUACGUGCAAUCAUGUCCUCUUCGAGCAGUGCUGGAGCCUCCUCUGCUGAUACUGAACGGGACGCGGACGAUGAUAACUUACUUUCAGAUGAUAUGCAAGGAGGUAUUCUUGUUAUUUGGAUAUUACAGUAUGAGGAGCAUUGUGCGCUGCACGUAGUUGUGCUAUAAGAGAAGAUGUUCGUUGCCUGCGAUCAGCAAAUCUCAAGUACUGCAACUGUAUAUAUGGGGCGUCUCAUUUGAUUAUUAUAUAAUUAUUCAUUUAUAGAUUGACUUGUUAGUUUGUGCUGUUGCUGUCCUUGUAGUCUUUGGGGAGCGCGGGUUUUGUUCUCUACUGUACGAGAACUGUGACGUCGAUGUUGUGCAUUUCCUCCGAGUGUUCCUCCUUUCAUUAGUAGUGACGUGACGACACCAGGUGGGUUCCAGAGCCUCAACGAUUAUUUGUCGAUGGCCCGCUUGGUCAUGGAGCAGAUGAGGUUUCCGUUUCAACCACCGGCAGAGGCUGCCCGCGAACUCCUGGAGGAUGCCGCAGCGCUUGUGGAGGACGUGCGUUCAUUCGGACAGGGUGUUGCCCUUCGCUUGUCGACUUCUGUCUCUGAAGCCGAACAAAUCGCACCGCGCGCUGCAAAUGCGCUCAGCAAAAAGAUUUCGGCAGCUGGUAUUUUUGGAUAUUUCCCGUGAAUGUUUGAAUCAAAAUUACGUACAUGAUGCUAACGCUGUUCGUGAUUGAAAACAAAUUUAUUCUUCACAAAGGAUAUUAAUACUCCUCCUAAACGACUACCUAUUUGUUCCAAAUAUUCAAGUUGCAUAUGAAGAUAUCUAUGAAGAUAUCUCAACAAUUUCACAGCGAUGGGCCACCUGAACCCUUUGACGCUGAUGAUGAGCAAGCGUAUGGAAUUUGAAGCUGCCUCGAGCCACGACUUCGAGGAGCUCGCAGACACCCCGAAUGCACAAUCGUCUUCCGCCUUUGGCCCACCGUCGCCGCCUAGUAUGCUGCUCGAUACACCGAACCUCCACCGAGGAGAGGAAGUUGCUGCAAUCUCGUCGCCUGAGCCUGAGUACCUCGAACAACGAGGAGAAUCUGUUGAGCCGCCUCCAUCGUCCUCAUCUUCUUCUGCUUCGUCCUCCAGUUCGUCUCAGACCUUGUUCAUGUUCAGUUCUUCGCCGAUUGCAAACUCGUUCACGGAUGCAGUCCACUCUUUUGCGCGUAAUGUUAAGGCUAGUAGUACCUCUGAUUCUGAAGAACAAGAUACCAAAUCAUAUAAGUAGAAGAUUGAACCUCGACUGUACACACAGCAUCCAUGAUCCUGCUUGGCUUUAUUGAAUUUUUCGAACUGGAAAUGGAAAACGAUGCCAGGGAUGCUGUUCUUCAGGAUGCGAAUGUGGUCGUAACCGCUACCACUCUAACACUAGCGCAGACUCGUUCCGCCAAUCUAUGGGUCAGCUCAAAGAGGCCACUGGUGGCAUUCAACGGCUCGUUUGUAACAACGGGAAUUUGGAACUAGUCACGGGAUUAGCACCUGCAUCGCCAGAUACGUAAUAGACACUUGAACUGAAGAUAACUACUACCUCUAACUUUGCUGAACUUACCCCCAGAUUGGGUAUACUACUACUACUACUACUUGCUUAGGUUGUUUGCUCAGACUUUGUUGACUGUCUUCGUGUGGAACAGAUACAGAUUCACCGGGAAACACGACAGACGUGAACAUGAGUGUCUGAUUGUUUGUAAAUCGAAGAAAAGGAUGCAUUGUAAUUGAUGAAUAUCUUAUCAAUUAUACAACAUGGUUGUGUGAUCAUCAUGUUUCUACAUUUACUUAUGAGACUCCGCCAACAUCCUUUGGCAAUGAUCGACAUGUUGUAUAAAACUCCUCGUCUUGAUAAAAUAAUUGUUAGGACGUCACAGCUGACGAUGCAGUUGGUGCGGUUGGAGGAUUUGAUGACAACAGCAAUCAAGGACAUAAGCAAAAGCAGCGUGGUUCGAAAUAUCGGACGUCCUGUCAUUAAGUUUCUCACUGCCGAUGCUCGGGCGCAGAUGAGAGUGUACUUAUUUAUCUUCCAGCACUUCCGUUUUGGGAGUUGUACUUAUUCAGAAGAAGAACUUCAUCUUAUUCAAUAUCACGCAUUGUGUUUUUUUUACGAGAUGAGCAAGAUCCUCUUCAUUUCUCAUUUUUUCAUCUUUUCCGAAUUUGCUUCUUCACGACUACUACAUCCCUCACCUCCUUCAACAUACUUCUCGUCAGGGACGAGUCUGCUUCUCGCUCUCGUGCUGCACGAAUCGCGUCCGUGUUUGACGCCUACAAAGCUGCGGUGGAUGAGAAGCGUCGGGGUCAGCGCAGUCUACAAUUGGUAGUUGCGCAGCUGGAAAAGGCUGGACGAUGGAAUCGCCUGGUUCGUGCCUUGCUGAAAGACAACCAACGUCUUGUCGAAGCGCGCAAGCACGCGGUUAUCGAUGCCCUGAAGGUGCAGCGACUUCGACACAUCCGGAAUGGCAUGCAGAAGCGUCAAGAACAGCUGCAGACGAGGGCUCAGCCGGGCGACGGAAAUGCGUCAUCUGAAGAGAUGACCACAACAACUACCACGUCGAUGCUCGAUACAUCUUCCGCUGGGGGUCGUGGGUCGACUCCUGUAUUGUCUUCGAACGUGACGAGGAGGACGGGCACCACAGGACGAGGAGAGCCGUUGCGUGCCAGCACUCCAACCUUCACUCGCGGCGAAGCACAUGACUCGUGGAACUUUUACCGCCGAAAUUUCUACUCGGGCGCUGCAUCGACGACGACUACCCAGGCACAAGACACCGGCUCUGAAGAUGUGAGCAACGGCAACUCCGAAGACGAUGAUAGUACUAGCACGACCACAUCAGACAUGACAACAUCAAAGGGUAUCACGGACACGGACUCUGCUGACGCAAUCCCGGAUACUGGUAUGCCAUCAACAACAACCAGGCGCCGCUUUUCCAUGCCUGAGCCAAACAGGGGGUCUUCAUUCCUCUCUUUUGCUGAAAGCCCGUCUGUUGCUUCUUGGUUCCAACCAUUUAGGGUCACACCACUCAAAACGUCGACGUCAGUGGCAGUCGGAAGUGAGGGCGCAUCAGCAUCCUCUCCAGAAGGGUCUCGUCCAGAUCAUGAGGUAGAAAUUACAACUACUACGUCCAGCAGCACUCGUACAUCACCGGCCUCGACGGAUGGGCCACCACCUGCCUCCCAAGAAGGUACCGAUGACAAUGUUUACUUCAACCGCAAGCCUUCAGUCGUUUCAUCGAUCCGUCCGCGGCAACAUGCUUCUGUUGGGUCACAAGAAGACAUCUUUCGUGCCAAAGACGAAACGUUGACGCCCCUUCCGGUCGCAAACUGGCGACACGUACAUGCGAGGAACAAGGCCUACAUGCCACGAAGCGAAACCCGUCUACAGCAAAGGGCAUCUCCGGUCCUCGGACUCAACAAAUUACAACACAAGAAGAAUUUUAUGCACCAUGACCACGUCGUAAGCCCACGUUUGUUGCGCGCUCGCAUCAUGCGCGAUUCGAUAGUGCAGUCUCUGGUUGACCUGUCAGAGCAACGAUCCAAGCUUCUUGCGAUGGUGCGGUUUACGUUGCUGACACAGAGCAACGACAGCGUUGGAAACCGGCGCGCGGCCGAGAACUACGACUUUUUGAUGAGACACUGGGCUCAGUUCCUUCGCGCCGGGAAGAGUUCUUUUCAGAGCCGCCAGACGCGUCCAGCGAACAAGGUUGAAAAAAUCACAAUGUUUAAGGGCAAAGAAGAGAAGAUGAAGAUGAUCAAAGACAUUCAGGAUGGAGGGAAAGAUGCCAAAGAUGCAUCUUCAUCCUCUGCACCUGCUGCUACAGCUGCUGCAAAUGGUGCUAGUAAAGAGGAGGACAACACUGGAGCGGAGAUGGAUGCAACCGCCGCAUCGACGUCAUCAACCACAACUACGAGAGACGCAGUUUCGCUACUCCUUCCAACAUCUCGGGAAAGAGACUCCUCGAGUACUUCUGGCACGACUAGUAGAAGUACAGGCGAUACGUUGGGGAUUGUGGCGCAAUCCAAUACUCUUGCGCUUGCCGAAACGCCCCUGCAAGAGGUUCUCUUCAUGCUUGGGCAGCGGUCAGGUUCGCCUCCGUCAGAUCGUGACGACGAUGCCGUGUCUGUAUCGUCUCAGACAUCCUCGUCCGACGAUCAUGACGCAUCGACCGGAACGUCACCUUCAACUUCAUCGGCUCGAGGUAAGAAACUUUCCCGAUGGUUGUAUGUAAUGGUUUCUCAACGAACUUAUAUUGAAUAUAGAAGGUACUACUACUAAAACUAAUGAAGAUAAGUAUAUAGAUGCACUUAAGUACUUUAUAGUUGUAAUAUUGACGAAGACGAACAGGCGUGAGUGCGUGGUUCCCAUCCUCCUGUUUUGUUCAGUUAAAUGAUUGAUCAUUUUUAGUACUCCUUUGAGUUAGCUAGAAGAAUCAAGAAUGCACAGGAAAAUGAGGAUAACAUGAUACACUUGCACAUGCUCUCUCGUCAGGUGACACUGGGCUAGCACCAGAGGACAGUUUGUUCUGGAGAUAUGCCUGCAGCGGGGCUUUGUGCGUGACCGUGGCGUUGGUCGCGGGAAUCCUGUUGUGUGGACGUGUCUGCUCCCCUCGCUUGGGGAGCAAGAAAGGUAGCUUCUUCGGGGGACGGAGAGGCGACUCUGACGACUCACAGGUUCUUGGAACUGCAGUGGGAGUCCUCGGUUCUUCUUACGGCAGGCGUCACGAAUGUUGUUCUGACCUUUGAUAUAAAUAUUAAAAUUAAGCGGCUCACAGAUUGCAUCGCCCAAGCACAUGAAAGCCGCACAGCACUGCUCGCGUGGCGUUGUUCUUGUUCACUUAAAUCAAAGCCUUGAGAUGACGCAUGCCCACACCUCUCGAGAAAGCCAGAAGCAGAUAGGGAAGCUAAGCGAUAGAGCGCAACUUGCCGAAAGCUUGGGAGGGUAAAUGGCUCACAGAGAGCACACGCGAAGCAGCUGAAGCGUAGGCAGCAACGCGACACCAUAAAGCUGCGGGAUUUGGAUGGAAAACCCAAAACGGCGCAAAGAGUAAAACCCCGCAAACAGGCCGAGAGUAGAACGGGGCCGCCCCCUAGUUCUCUCCACGGAAAAGAUCCACGGUAGACGUUCUCAUGGUGAGCGGCGUCGGGCGUAGUGCUUCGCCCACUAUGCGGAGAACCGAAAGCGACAAGCCUGGGGCCCCCCUCGUGACACUGCCAUGCCAGCCGGAGACGCAACACACUCCAAGAGUAGGGGACCCACGCCCAAAACCCGGGCCAGGGGGCGGGCGAGGUUCUCAUGGUGAGCGGAGUCGACUGCAGUGCUUCGCCCAGCCACUACGCUGAGAACCAAAAACAGCAGGCCUGGAGUGAUCUGCUCAAGGAUUUGACUCUCGGCGUAUGUAUUUGGUUACUCGUUUGCCUCAUUCGUUCGAAGUAGUUCCUUUUGGGCGUUUCGGGUGCUGCCAGGGCGGGGGUUUAUGUAGCACGUAGUAGCUUGUAGCGCGGAGCUGCUUUGCUUAUUCCAUAGCCCGCCACUCUUUACGUAAUUCGUAGCACGCCGGUAGGCCGUAUGGAUUUUAUGUAACUCGUAGCAUUUGCCAGACCCUUCCGCCCUGCCCCGGCGUGUGAUGUACACGCCGGGGGCACGUGGGCGGUAUAAAUAUUAAAAUUAAUAGAUAUCAUGUAUACAAAUCAAUUAACCAUAACUUCGGUCUAGAAGACUCUCGUGACGAUCAUCAUAUUUUUUUAUAGAUACAAACCUUCUCCACUAACUCACUACUAUUGCGGCCUCCUAAAAUUGACCUUACAUUUAAUUAAGUGCCGAGUCUUUUUGUCUCUUCAUCCAACAACACCUUUAGGGAAUGAACACACACACAUAGAAAUGCCCUCACGCAGUGCAGCAGCAGAAGAAAGAGAACAUUGCGUUCUCACAAGAUACGAAAUAUCUUUUGUUUUUUGUUAGAAAGAUCGUUUCUUGAAUUCUAAGGCUCUCGAGAUUAUAGAUACAAGCCUUCUUGUUACUUAUGUUUCUGACUGGGUCAACAUCAUCGAUCCUAUCGAUAGCUGAUGUAAGAGGUUUUGGGCUCGUGGCAACCGCAGUCAUCUCUAAAGCGUAUCAGCACUAGGAGGAGCGGCUACGGCUGCUCGGGCGUUCGGUGGCAUUAUAGCGACGCGAGCAACGGCAACUACGUGCAACGGACUCGUGGAUGUUUACGAUCUCGAUGACGACGAAGAAAAGGACGGCUACCUUGAGGACAGCGAAGGCGAAGCGGCUGCGUGA